AUGCGUUCCCGCAACAAGAACACCACGACCUACAAUGACGGUACCAGAGAAGCCAAGCCCUCUCUCCUCCAGCGGCUCCUCCGCCUCUUUCAAUUCCUCUCCGCGUUCACCUCUCUGAUCCUAUUCUCCGUGCGUCUCGCAAAGAUCAUCCGACUCACCAAGCGCGCCACACACUCCAACGGAGCCGUCGAAGGCAUUCUCGCUGCCGCGGUCCUCUACACCCUUGUCGCCAUGGCCCUCACCUUCGUCAUCAAAGGCACCGGCUCUAACAUGCUUCGCAUGCUCUUCAUCGUCUUGGAUGUUCUGUUCGUUGGAGGCUUCAUCGCUGUUGCUGUCCUGACGAGCCCGGGCCGCCAUGGAUCGAGCGGACCUUGCACUCCAUUAUACUGGACAUUCUCGGAAGGCCAUGCUUGGAGACACCCAAGUAAGGUCAAUUGCGAGUUGCCUUGGGGAACAUUCUUCCUGGCGAUCUUGAGCACACUCUUGCAUGCAGCUACUGCUGUCUACCACAUUGUCAAGGACCGUCGUCGCGCAAGAAAGAACACCGGGGUGGUUGGCAAGGAAGUCCCUCGCAAUAAUGGUGUCCAUGCUACUGGUGUUCAUGAUACUGGCGCCACUCGUACCAUCGGCGAUCCUUACGGCAAUAGCUACGAUCAUAGACACGUCUAA
Messenger RNA from Drepanopeziza brunnea f. sp. 'multigermtubi' MB_m1, 669 nucleotides. RefSeq lists its product as uncharacterized. NCBI's taxonomy places the organism in Eukaryota, Fungi, Ascomycota, Leotiomycetes, Helotiales, Drepanopezizaceae. The record is from RefSeq and is a predicted model, not a curated record.